This is a messenger RNA of Nerophis lumbriciformis (worm pipefish), 3187 nucleotides long. RefSeq lists its product as uncharacterized. Gene Ontology annotation, molecular function: RNA polymerase II cis-regulatory region sequence-specific DNA binding; DNA-binding transcription factor activity, RNA polymerase II-specific. The record is from RefSeq and is a predicted model, not a curated record. Lineage: Eukaryota; Metazoa; Chordata; Actinopteri; Syngnathiformes; Syngnathidae. Gene Ontology annotation, biological process: regulation of transcription by RNA polymerase II. Gene Ontology annotation, cellular component: chromatin; PcG protein complex; transcription regulator complex.
ACACCUAAGAUCUUCUACUAGUCUGCUGGAAAUAGAAAGAAGAAGAAGAAGGAGGAAAAAGCAAGAUGGUGUUUGGGGGAGAAAGUCUAAACGUGGGCAUUAUAGGUCUGUAUUUCUAAUCAGUGCAUACAUGUGCACAUAUAUGUUGUUUAAUAGAGUAAACAUCGUCAAUAAUUGUUUGUAUCCGGAUACAUUAGUCUGAGCGCAUUUGACGCUUCUUCGCUUGUUAGCUAGCUUAGCCUGUUAGCUGCUAACAAAGACGUGACACAUUCGUACAACUACGCGCGGAUUAAGAACACAAAAUUAGUGAUCAACACACAUUGCCAAGCAGAGAAGGAGCGACAACAUCAACUAUGGACGCUGUUUUCAAGAAACAUCAAGUUGUGUUACACAUAACAGACGUCUGUGAAGAACAUCUUCACCCUGAGCAACAGCAGUGGAGCUUCAGGAUGCGGACGGGGGAGCCACAGCCUUCCCACAUUAAGAAGGAAGAGGAAUACCCACUGAUCCCCCAUUUUAAAAAGGAAGAGGAGGACCCACUGACACCCCAUUUUAAAGAGGAAGAGGAGGACCCACUGACACCCCAUUUUAAAGAGGAAGCGGUGGAUCCACAGAGCCCUCACAUUAAGGACAAAGAGGAGGACCCACUAACCCCUCACAUUAAAGAGGAAGAGGAGCAACACAGCAUCACUCAGCAGGGAGAGCAUCUUGAAGGACUGGAGGAGGUUGAUGUCACCAAGAUGCCAGUGACUGGUGUCCCUGUGAAGAGUGAAGAUGAUGAGGUCAAAGGUGAAAGUGAGGAGAAGAGAGAGGCGGAGCCUCCAAGCAGCAGCUCAACUCAACACAUGACAACAGAAGCUGAUGGAGACCACUGUGGAGGAUCUCAAGCAGACAAGCUCUUAGCUCCACUAUCAGAUAGUGAGGACACAACGUUGCAAUCUCCUGACACUGAUGAUGAAGACUCUAAAGAUGAUAAGACAUGUCACACUGACAACACACACUUCACAUGUUCUCACUGCGACAAAACCUUUAAAUACCAUUGUCGUCUGAAAGUACACAUGAGAAUACACACUGGAGAAAAACCGUUUUCAUGUUCAAUAUGUGGUAAAGAUUUUGUUCGAAGGCACCAUUUCAAAGCACACAUGAGAAUACACACCGGAGAAAACCCAUUUAUGUGUUCAAUUUGCGGUAAAAGAUACACCGAACAAAAAUAUUUGGUAAGACACACAAGAAUACACACUGGUGAAAAACCUUUUAUCUGUUCAGAAUGUGGUAAAGGGUUUUCGCAAAAUGUCUAUUUGAAAGCACACAUGAGCACACACACUGGAGAAAAACCUUUCUCAUGUUCAGUCUGUCAUAAAGGUUUUAUACAACGUGGUGAGUUGAAAAGGCACAUGAGAACACACACUGGUGAAAAACCUUAUACAUGUUCAAUAUGUUGUAAAAGUUUUAUACAAAGACCGCAUUUGAAAGUACACAUGAUAACACACACAGGUGAGAAAGUGUGGAGUUGCAGUUUGUGUGGUGAAAGAUUCUCUUAUAAGAAGCAGUGUAAGAAACACAAGUGUGCUGGUGAGAAAAGCAGCAGCAAAUGAAGAUGCAGGAUUUGAAAUGAACUGUCAAAACUUUAACUUUGACCUUCUAACAACAUCAGCACAUAGAUUCUAACAUUUAUAGAUUAUAUAUUUUAGAUUAUUGCUUUUUUCAGUCAAGUACAUGUUUUAAUAUACAACAUUGUGUACUUUUAUUUAAAAAUGAACGUAACACUUUGACUGUAAAGGUGAGAAUAAACAGGACAAAACAUGUUACAAAUACUUUGUAUGUGUAUAGAGAUAUUCAGAAAUCAUUUUUAAUUAUUAAUGAUAUUAUAGAUUAACUCCUUUAUAUGAUGUACAUAUUUGUUUUGCAUGUGUUCAUGCCUUUGCUUUUGAGUACACAUAAAUCCCUCUUAGUUUAUAAUUACUGGUUCACAUCUGAAACAUCUUCUGGACCACUUCUGGAAGCCUAUUAUUAUUUACUUUAUACAUCAUUUGAGCAGUUGUGUUUUAUACAAGAUCAUUUACUUUUAAAAUGUGUGACUUUAUGAAUCAUUUGUUGGGUCUCAAUAAUCCAUUCUUUUAAUUAUCUUUAUUACUCUAUUUUGUAAUAUGAAUAUUGUUUUAUACUGUAUGUAUGUCCCCUUUAUGCAAUAUGUAGAUUAGAGAAAAUGGCAACAUUAUAUGUGGAAGGUUUUGUUUUUAAUAAUCUACAUUUCUUAUUAAAAAACUACACAUGACAAUUGUUUUUUAAAGUUGUUUUUCCCCCUUUUUUAGAAUCCCUCAAACAUUAUCAAUUUCAGAAAACAUGGGAAAGUUUGGAAUGUUAGGGAAAAGUGAAUAAUGUACAUCAUCCCACAGAGCUUUACUGUACAUCCAUCCAUUUUUUCUACCACUUGUUCUUUUCAUUGUACAGUAUAUGUAUAGCCUUCAAUCACAAACUUGCCCGCCAAAGGGUGUUGCGUUUUGGAGAAACUCCUUCUGUCAGAGUGCUGUUCAACACAGUAAGGAGGAACCCAGGGUUGCUCAGGACGCUGAGUAAAACGCUUCUUUUACUGCGGAAAUCUACUCACAGAAACAAUCCAAACAGGAGGAAACAAAAAGCGACGUUGCGAAAAAGAGAAAACUAAAUGUGCAUCGUGGAAAAAAGAACACAAGCUACUUAUAUACAAAAAUAAACUCAACUUGGUUUGGAGUUACAAGACAUGCGAACUACAAAACAACACCAAGAUGGAUGGCACUGGGAAUGGCCAAGGUAGCAAAAUACUCGAAGAGUAGCGUGGAAUCGCAGAGUGCCAUCCAGCUGUCAAGGUGCUGCUUAAGUAGCACCAGGGUCAAUUGGAAGCAGCUGUGCAUGUCCCACAACUCCGCCCACAAGGGCAACACAGGAACUCUAGGAGGAAGGAGAAAUGUAAGAACAAGGUCAACUGCACCAAAAGAGGAAAACUGACAAUACAAACCGCAAGGUGGCAGCAGGCGGUGACAACUUACCUCAAAUUAAUUUGGAAAAAAAUGGACUGAGCAUAAGAGAUAAAUCACCACAAAUAAAGUGAAAUCAUUCAAAAAGUUUACCUUUGUAACUCACUUCUAUCCAAAUAAAUCCAGGAUGUUUCUCCUGAAUGUUCCAUUUGAGAAUGCUGUCAAACUGUUAU